AUGGAGACACAGCAACCACAGCAACCACCUACACCAGCCCAGAUUGAUAACUGGCAUGCCCUAGGUUUCAUAUAUGGAGUAGAAGAAGGAAUAGCGACAGAAGCUCCCACCGAUAUAUUACUCGAAUCUCCUGCAUCCCCUCCAUCCACCAUUCCCUUUGAUGAGGAUUCACCUCCGCGGCAGUUACCUAGCGAACGAGUGCUGUCGGGUGAAGAGGUUUGCGAAGCAGCAGGUUCCCCUUCACCAGUCAUCGAAAUCAGUGACGAUGAGGAGAAUCAUCAUACACGCCCACGACGUCGACGUAGGGGUCGCCCUGAUUAUGCUUAUCGAGAUUACCAAGAUACAAUGGAGCAUGCAAUUUCGGCACCGACCGUCGGCAAACGGAAAAGAGAAGAUUCCAAUGUGGUAGAUUUUCAAUCUAGAAUUAAGCGAUUUGUGAAGGAGGUCACGGAACCAUAUGAGGCCUUGGAACAGGAGAACAAACGAUUGAACCAAGAGAGUCACCAAUUGAAGAAGGGCAAGGAACAGUUGCAGAAGGACAAGGAACAGUUGCAGAAGGACAAGGAACAGUUGCAGAAGGACAAGGAACAGUUGCAGAAGGACAAGGAACAGUUGCAGAAGGACAAGAAACAGUUGCAGCUUCAGAUCCAAUACUUACGGCGACAGAUUGAUGAACAGAUGCGGCGCAAUAUUUUGAAGUGUGCUCUAUGUCAUCGAACGUUCAACGAAAGCUGGAAAUUUCUAGGAUGUGGCCACACUCUAUGUCAGACUUGUCUGGAGGAUAUCGAGUCCAAGGGUUUGGGGUUCGGAUAUCCUUGCCCUUAUCCUGAGUGCAAGAAGCCGAUUCGAUUUUGUUUAGACUUUUAUCCAAAUGUCGUGGAAGCAUAG
This is a messenger RNA of Talaromyces stipitatus ATCC 10500, 888 nucleotides long. RefSeq lists its product as uncharacterized. Gene Ontology annotation, molecular function: sequence-specific DNA binding. The transcript is spliced from 2 exons. Gene Ontology annotation, biological process: regulation of DNA-templated transcription. The coding region runs from base 1 to 888 and encodes 295 amino acids. Lineage: Eukaryota; Fungi; Ascomycota; Eurotiomycetes; Eurotiales; Trichocomaceae. The record is from RefSeq and is a predicted model, not a curated record.